UUUACGAACUCUUUUGUGAAUUCCAUGGAAACACAAUGCCAAGAUGGCAGUCGAACGAUAUUGACGAUUUUCGUUUAUUUUGGAUAAGAUUUUGAGCUUUAUUAAAUGUGACACUCACGUUCAUGGCGUUAGACACCAAUGAGGAGUGAUACAGCGAGAUCCAAUGGCGCACAAAUUUGUAUCCGGGCGACAGCUCAAGAACCUGCUGAAUGAUGUUGAAAGGGUUCACAAGAAAGAUAUACAUGACUAUGCAGGGGGUCACCUAAAUGAAACGUAUAUCCAUCAAGUUGCCAUGGCAACAAAUCGUGUGCCAUGGCAAAGUGCAAAGGAGGUACCCACACCACCUUCAGGUAAAAACACUCCGAAGCCAAGAAGUUCAAAGAAGGGCAAAUCAAUGAAAGAGAUUCUCUACCAAUUCAGUGUAGGGACCACAGGUAGCAUCCCACACUCGCCGCCAGCAGUGCAAGUUCCCAGACAAACACCAGCUUCCAAAAAGAGCGAAAGAAGUUCAAGAGGUUCCCCCAACAAGCGUUAUUCAAGUGCGAGUAACUCUUCAGCCAAGUCGACAUACACAAAUCUGGAGGAUGGGGUUCUCAUAGAGGAACUGGAAACCACGGAGAUGAUGAUGCCAUCAGGUGUUCGAGGAGGGAGAGAUGUGAGCUUUGCUGAUGAGGAGACAAUGACGUACACAACAGCAACGUCACUCGCCCCAGACAACACGGGGAAGCUGAAGUUCAAGUAUACAUUCCUCCCCAUGCAGAAUGUGGGCAUUACCAAACAGGACCAGUACCGCAAGUUCAAGAACUUUGAGUCGACUGUGUUGCGGAAACAGGAGACCUGUGAACAGAAAGUGUUGUCAGGGGUCAAGGCCGUUGAACAUCAUGAGAGAAAACUGCAGCAGGAGCUGGAUGCAUUUAACCUGAACGGAAUGGGACCCAACUUCCACAAACUGCAGGUGUACAGCGACACAUUUGAAGAUCUUAUACAGGAGUCGCCAACAUUUGCCUACAUCCUCCGCUGCAUCAAGUCGGAGUAUGACAACUACAUCGCCUCCUUGCUGGAUGGCCAGACUGCCCAGCAUCACGUGCUGCAGGAUCAGGUGGAUCAGAUGGCUGCCAGGGGAACCUCACGACCCCGAGAACUCUUCACCGCCACAGAGAGGCUGGCUUCCCUAGAGGAAUAUGCCAAAACACUGCUGCAAAAAAAUGAACAAAUGCGGGAAGAGGUUCGUGAACAGACUGAAUGGCUGGCCACAGCUCCAGAACCAGAGCCCGUCCCAACCAUUGGUUUGGCCCCCGUGCAUUACAAGGACACACAGAUGGAGCUGGCUGAUGAGAUUGAGCAUGUGAAGGCCCUGAUCCUGGAGAAGCUGGAUGCCCUGAAUGCCCUGAGAUGCCACCUGAGAGAUGAGUGUGUGCCCCUGACAGUCUGUACCCACCUGGAGCAGUGCAUCAAGGAAACCGAGGUGGAGGUGCAGAAGUUGCUGAAGCAGAACGAGUACUAUGAGCGAAGCAUCGCGGAGAUGGACCACGACCUGAAGGAGGCCAUCAUUGACGCCGACACCAGCGAGAAGGAUGCCAAACGAAUAUGGAGGAAAGUGAACUCUAAGCGUGGUAUCCCUGGUGCGAGGCCAUCACCGUCACAGCCACAGAGUGACAGCGAUGACGAGGAGGAGAGCAAGUGGAACUGGUACAUUUCGUAAUAGACAUUGUCAGUCACGUCAACAGACCAGGUCCUAUCAGAAGGAACAACAUGAGAGUGACCUCCCUUUCUGUUUACAUGACAAACCAGGGAGGUCUCAUCUUGACUGUGGAGCAUCAUAGCUGUGAUAGAACUGAAUCUUCAGAACCUUUUCAUGUAUACUGCAUAGAAGAUUUAUUUUAAUGUUUACUUGUUGAUAAUUAUAUAAUUUUACAUAUUUUUUGAAAAAAUGAGAUUUUGCUCAUGAAAACGUGACUGGUGAACUUUGAUUGUGCGAACAGAAUGUUAAGAUAAUAUCAUAUGUUAUUAGCUGAGAGUUUGGGGGAUGAAUUGAUUUGUUUUUCUCUGUUUACCAAAAAGAGCUUUAAGUCUGUGCUGUGUCGUGGGGCAUUUAACAAUUGUAUCAUGAAGUUUGUAUCAUGAAGCCAUGUAUGAUCUGGACACAAUGAUACACACGAGAGGAUAGCAUGUUGUAAGUUACAAAAAUGAGCUUUACAAGAGAAUUCUCUGACAUUAUACAUGUAUGUUACAGCCAAUGUGUAAGAUGGGACUCCUUUUGGCAAUUUACAAACUGACUGAAAGAUGUGUCCAUUAAUUUGACAGAUUGACUGAACACAAAGAAGUUCAAAAAGGCUUCAAAUCAUCACAAUAGAAUUAUGCUAGAAUUAUAAUCCAAAAAAUACAGCGACUUUCAUUUUCUUUUAAUCAUCUUUUUUAGUCACUGGGGGAUGAAAUUCAACAUUAAAAUGUUUGCAAUUCGUUAUCAUAAUGAAAUUAAUGGACCAAUUUUUCAGUCAAUUUGUCAAAUAACCAAAAUAUAUUGCCUUUUUGUAAAUUGCCUAAGUGAAGAUUUCUGUCACUUUACGCAUUGACUGUUUCAUAUACAUCCUUGAUCUAGCCAUUGUUUAAUUUCCACAAACGUACUGGGUCCUGUUCCACAAAGCGAUCGUAGCGCUACGAUUGUCGUAAGUCUAUGUUAUAGUAUGGGAGUUACGAUUGUCUUAGUGCUACGAUCGCUUUCUGGAACAGGGCCCUGGUCCCCGUUCCACAAAGCAAUCUUAGCGCCACGACUGUCGUAAGUCAGUGAUAAAGAAUGGGAGUUACAAUCACCUUAGCGCUAAGAUUGCUUUGUGGAACGGGGCCCUGGUCUUAACCUGUUCUCUGUGAUGAAUUGCACAGCAUUGUAUCCUAAUCAUCAUGCCCCUAUUAUCAAAACUAGAGUCUUCCAUACUUAGUUUUGGUUUCGUUCUAGCGAUGGAGUUCCCUAUCAUGCCUUGAAUGAGUAUUACCCAUUACAGCAUUACUUUAGUAUGUUCCAAGUCCAAAUUUACUACCCGGGUACCCACCCCCUGAUUACCUGACCCUACCCGGGUACCCACCCUCUUAUUACCUGACCCUACCCAGGUACCCACCCCCUUAUUACCUGACCCUACCCGGGUACCC
Molecule: messenger RNA, 3144 nt
Organism: Haliotis rufescens (red abalone)
Lineage: Eukaryota; Metazoa; Mollusca; Gastropoda; Lepetellida; Haliotidae
Exons: 8
Coding region: 164-1702 (512 amino acids)
Source: RefSeq, a predicted model, not a curated record